Molecule: messenger RNA, 3399 nt
Organism: Dreissena polymorpha
Lineage: Eukaryota; Metazoa; Mollusca; Bivalvia; Myida; Dreissenidae
Product: ras-like GTP-binding protein Rho1
Exons: 5
Coding region: 439-1149 (236 amino acids)
Biological process (GO): small GTPase-mediated signal transduction
Molecular function (GO): GTPase activity; GTP binding
Source: RefSeq, a predicted model, not a curated record
UUAAUGAAUAGGUUCUAUUCCCAUACAGGUAUGCAAUUCACACACCUUAUAGAGCAGGUGGAGUAAAGACGGGUUUAGCGCGACGCGAAUUUGCGGUUAGAUCGGCUUUAUUUCUACGGUAACUCUAGAUACAGAGAUUGAAUACGUUAAAAAAGCUAAUUUGUGAUAAUUAAUACCGGAUAAAGCGACCGCUAGUAAUGUUUCUAUUGGUUGAAAAGUGUUGGGAAUUUCGAUAAAGAUAUUAAUACACGCGACGUAAAGAAAUCUCAGUUGAAAAUAGAGACAGCGAAGCGCGCGGAACAUGUGACAAACAUUCUUCGGACAUAACUAAAUAUAUCAUCCCAAUAUUUGUGUAAGUGGUUUGAACGAGUGGUGAAGUCUAAACAAGUGACAUUUGUGUACUAGACGGACAUUAAACUUUUUUAGAAAGCAAAAAAGAUGGGUCAAAUGGAUGGUAUAUCUGAUACAGAGGUGAAGACGAAAAUCGUCGUCGUCGGGGAUUGUGGAUGCGGCAAGACGACGAUGAUCAAACGUUACGUGAGCAACACAUUCGUUGAGGCGUACACCCCAACCGGAUUCGACACGUACAACGCCACCUAUCAGGCGUCAGCGGCGUAUAAAGUCCACCUAUCAAUCUGGGACACGUCAGGCAACUCAUCGUAUGACCGUGUUCGUCCGGUGUCAUAUACUGGUGCAGACCUAGUGCUCGCGUGUUUCUCUAUCGUAAACCCAGACUCGCUUCAUAACAUUGUGACAAAGUGGCUUCCAGAGAUCAAGGAACACUGCCCCACCGCCCCGAUCAUUGUCGUCGGCUUAGGGUCGGACUUGAGGACGGACGAACAGACGCUUGCUAAACUCGCGCGGCGAAACACCACCCCUAUCACAUAUGAACAAGGACUCAAGGCAGCGAAAGAUAUAGACGCGCUCGUGUAUUCGGAAACUUCCUCAAAAACAUCCGAGAGCAGCGUUCGUGACGUCAUGGAGGUCGCAGCUUUGUCGUCCAUGGGAACAAAGGCUAGAACCGCUCAGGCGAGCGAAAGCGCGGAAAAGCGCAAAUCAAUGAAGAAAAAGAAGACGAAAAGUAUGGGAGAGGCGAAAGACAAGAUUAAAACCAAAAAGGAGUCGGACAAAGGUUGUUCCAUUAUGUGAUAACGCUAUCAGACAGUUGUGACGUUGGUGCAAACUUUGGUUUCGUCAUCAGUGCCGUCAUCAUUGAUUUCACGGUUGCUAGGGAAACCUGUGGCUGUCGUGUGAUCGACUGCUUAGAUUCUUACACGAGGAACAGCUUAGACGAGAGAUAAAGGCGAGAAAGGAGAUGCGAAAUGAAAAAAAUGCAUUUGAAACAAAGCAUUUGACAUUCUUAUGCGAGACAUUGUCGCUGGAUAUGGUUUGUUUGAUGUUCAUAGACCUGAAAGAGGGUCUUUUGAUUGUAGAUUUAUGCCGAGUGCGACUUGUAUAAAUUGUAACAGACAAAACGUGACUGAUAUUUAUGUCAGAUCUGAUUUUCAUUAGAUCUUUAUUCGACAUGGUUCAUUCCAUGAAUAUAUCUGUUUGCAGACACCUGUGCGUCUGCGCCAGCAAAUUAGUUUUCAAAAAUACAUUACGGGGGCGUCCGCUUAUUUUCUGCCCGGUCCAUUCCCAUCAUUUAGCAAAGAUGGCUUUGCAUAUUUGAAAAUAGAACAUAGAAAAUAGAACACAUGGGCUCAAUCCCAUUUCCUGCAUAAACAGUUCAACUCAAAAAACAGUUAAAUCGACUGAAGGAAAAGUGCAACUUUCGCGUGAUAAAUUAACGCGAUCGGGUGAAGUGUUCAAGCAGAAAAUGUACAUAAAAAGUGAUUGUGUAGUAUUAAAGUGUUUGGGUGUCGCUAGUUGGUUGAUUUAUUAUUUGUUUAAGGCUAUUUAUAUAGGAUUUAGUGUUAUUUAUGUGUAGAGUUCGUUUUUUAAUCGCUUAAUGAAAACUACGAAACAACCGCUGGGUCUGUUGAAAUGAUUUGCAUUAAAACGUAAUGAAUAUUUAGUUGAUAGUUAAAAAUAAACGAGCAAAAUAGUCCAGUGAAAGAAACAAACGCAUGUUGUUCCACUGGAAGAAAUUCUGCAAUAUUAGGUUGUAGUGAUUUGUCAAUUUAUUACUUAAUUUUUAGUGCAGUAGCUUUAUAGCCAUAAAUAAAUAUAUGUUAAUCUUCAGAACAACGAAAACAUGAUAAUAUUUUUUGGCAGAGAUUGUGUUACAUUUAUAAACGAUUGACUCCCAACGUUUGUUGUUUGAUUUUAGGGCUUAAUUCUAUUUAUUGCAUAUGCUAAGUGAUUAAUAGUCUUGAUCAUGUGAGGGCGAUUUGUCAAUAAACCCCAUAAUUUUACUUGAGACACGUUUUCCUUAAAUGCUUAAUUUUGAAAUUGUAUUACGAAAUACAUCAGCGGAUUUUUUUCUCCCAAAUUAGUUGGUAUUUGUUUUGAAGUUACUGUUGACUUAACUGGUUAUUUAUUUUGUCACGAUAAAUCAUUAUAAUAAAUGUUGGUAUGUAUGAGUAAUUAUAUGAAGACCACAUUGUAAAAAAGAAAUAAUUUCUUAAUGUGAAUUCUUCAUGAAAUAAAGUUAUUAUUAUAUUAUUAUAUUAUCAUCAGUAACUUAACUUUUGUUUAUAUCUAUAUAGUUAAUUUUAAUUUUACAACUUUUAUGUCAUCUUUUUGUCUUCUAAAACUUCACCAGAAAGCAACGAUUUUUGUCACUAUUCAUAUUUAAUACUUCUGUAUAUUGUAUUAUUGUUUCUUUAACUUUUAGUGCGAACAUUUUGGUUGUCAUGUUCGACUAUUUCCGUUCUUUUAGUGUAUGCUAGCUCGGUAACUUUUUGUUCGUUUGAGCAACGCAAAUAUAAUCAAACUAUGUUAGAUUAAAAUGCUCGUGUCGUCCGCUAUGGUGUGAACAAGUGAAUUUUGAGAACGUGUAUUUAAGUGUAUAUGUUGUGAAAAUGUUUUCAAGUGUAACCUUAAAAAGAUAGCGUGCAACCUUUUUAGUGUGUCAAUGCAAAUUGUGCAAUAACUUGAAACUUUGCCCUGUGUUAUAUGAACAUGCAUUUGUUGUAAAUAUCUCAUUUUGUUUUCAUUACUUAUUUAAUACCGAAAAAAGUAUUAUCAAGCGUUUGUGGCUGCAGUUAUGCAACGUGAGCCUUUGAGCAAAAACCUUUUUUGAAGUCCGCAAACAUUCCUAAAAUGUUUGAAGAAAUCAGAAAAAAAUCCCAAAGGUUUAUAUGCAGAUAUAGAAUUUAUGCCUUUUUGCCGUUUGUAUAUAUGCAAUUAUUUUGCAAAUAUACCUUUUUUGCUUAUUUUGAUCAAAAAUGUAUAAAAAAACUUACAAAAAAAGAAACAUAAUGUCUGUGAUAUGAAUAAAAUUACAGAAAAUAA